This is a messenger RNA of Saprolegnia parasitica CBS 223.65, 1406 nucleotides long. RefSeq lists its product as hypothetical. The transcript has a single exon. The record is from RefSeq and is a predicted model, not a curated record. Lineage: Eukaryota; Oomycota; Saprolegniomycetes; Saprolegniales; Saprolegniaceae. The coding region runs from base 9 to 1406 and encodes 465 amino acids.
CGCCGGGCAUGCGCAAGCGACCUUGCGGUGCGCCGAUGGCAGUCCUGCACGCUGGCUUUCUCAACUAUAUCGUGCAGUGCUUGGCCUCGACCAAGGACGUUCUCUCGCUGCUGCAGGCGCUGCCAUGUGAUGCUCUCGACGAGGCGCUGACUGCGCUACGCACACUCGUGUCGACGCCGAGGGCCUUGCACGCGGGGCACUGGCCGCAGGUCUGCAUCGAAGACAUCGAUGGCUGCUACACGGCAACUGUGCUCGCCGCGCUGUCGGUCUUUGGCUCGGUUCGAAUGCAUCAUCUCUCUCGGCUCGACGAGGUGCUGCGCGCCACGAGCUCGGAACCCGGCGCGGAUGGGAGCGCAACCAUCGCGUUUGCCGCCAAGUGGGGCCACAAGAUCAAGAGCAUCCGACUGACUGCGUGGCGAGAGCACAACAUCAAUGUCCUCGUUCCAAUCCUUUGUCUCUGCACCGGUCUCGAUUACAUUAUUGUGCACGCAGCCGAAGCAGAUCCGCGCAUCCUCGAAGCCGUCGCCUGUACCACACCGUUCGUCACGCGCAUGUAUCUGACCUGUUUCGGCGGCAAAGUUGUCGCAUGCGAAAGCUGGUUGGCAUCCAUGACGACGUGGCUAGCCUCGGGUCGCGCGAGGGAGCUCGCACUCGUGGGCUUUGAAUCGGCCGACAGCAAAAUCUUGGCGCGGGCAAUUGUCGGCGCUGCAUCGCUCACGAGCCUCACGCUUCGCGAUGCCGAUAGCCUUGUCCAGGGCCUAGUGGACACAGCGACACCACUGCCCCACCUGACGGUGCUGUGUCUUGACAUGCAGCGUGACACGACCAGCUUGAAGUCGCUGCUAACGAAUUGCAUCGAGCUCUCGGCGCUCCGUGUGCUUGACGUGCGUGACUCGAGUACCAUGGACAAUACGUUCUUGCUGGCGCUACUGCCACGUCUUGUGGCGCUUGAAGAGCUUUCACUGUGGCACUGCCGCAUGGAAUGCGUCCAUUCCUUGACGUUGGCGCCGGCGCCGCGUCGGCUCCAAGCGCUGACAGUGUACAGGAGCUUCAUGGACGACACCUCGUGCUUGAGUCUUCUCGAUUGGGCCUCGCAGUCGCCGUGCCUCAAGACCAUCUCGCUCGACGCGGUCGCAACCGUGAGGUCGCAACCCGUGCACUUGGGUCGCUACGUGCGUCGAUGGAUCGCCGCCGGCGUUGAGCGCGUCACGAUCCCAAACACCUCCUUGGGCGUCGAGAGUGUGAUUGCGAUCGCCAUGGCGCUCUGUGACACGUAUCGGUCUUCGCGGUUUGUGCUCUAUAUUGGCGACGGCAGCAUCAUUAUGGCUUCCUACGCCGCGCUUGCAACGUGCUCUAACGUCACGCUCGAGGUGUUUGAGCCAGAGAGCUGCAAAAUGACCCAUUGA